Messenger RNA from Peromyscus leucopus (white-footed mouse), 4740 nucleotides. RefSeq names its product alpha kinase 1 (gene Alpk1). The record is from RefSeq and is a predicted model, not a curated record. Gene Ontology annotation, molecular function: protein serine/threonine kinase activity; ATP binding. Gene Ontology annotation, biological process: protein phosphorylation. Lineage: Eukaryota; Metazoa; Chordata; Mammalia; Rodentia; Cricetidae.
AGCUCAGAGGACUAGGUGCCAUAAAGGCACAUGUACCAGCUUGUUUAUUUGCACUGGAGAAAGAGGCUGGAGUUCUUUCUGGCAGAAGGUGCCAGCCGUGGUAACACUCCCAGAAUACCUUUCCCGGUAGCAGCCACCAAAGGGGCGUGUCCCGUGGUGGAGUUACACAAGCAGGUUCUGUGCAAGCGGCGAGGGCUUUUCCUUUCAGAUUCCCACUUCCUGAAACCAAAACCAUUGAGGAGAAACGCUGUAUUUCCAGGAAGCUUGUACCGGAAUUAAGGAUUUUCAGAGUCGCAUUGCUGGUCUUAAGUUUCCCUUCUUCUCUAGGAUCAAAGUACCUCAGCCUUCAAGGGGCUUGCUUUAUUGAGAAUCAAUGGCUCUCCUAGGUCAUUGAUCACCGUAGACCCAGGGACACUCAAUUCAUCCUGGAGGGCGGGUAAUCAUCAUGAAUAGUCAAGAUGCUGUGGCCUCGAUCUUGCAUGAAUGUAAGCAAGUGCUGGAUCAUCUCUUGUUGGAAACGCCAGAUGUGUCUACAGAGGACAAGAGUGAGGACCAGCGGUGUAGAGCUUCCCUCCCCAGCGAGUUAAGGACCCUGAUCCAAGAGGCAAAGGAAAUGAAGUGGCCCUUCGUGCCUGAAAAGUGGCAGUACAAACAAGCGGUGAGCCCAGAGGACAAAACAAACCUGCAGGAUGUGAUCGGCGCCAGGCUGCAGCAGUUACUGGCGGCCUUGCGGGCCUCCAUCCUCGCCCAGGACUGCGCCUCCGCCGCUGCUAUUGUCUUCUUGAUGGACCGGUUCCUGUACGGACUCGACGUCUCGGGAAAACUCCUGCAGGUCGCCAAAGGCCUGCACAAGUUGCAGCCCGCGACGCCCAUCGCCCCGCAGGUGGUCAUCCGCCAAGCCCGGAUCUCCGUCAACUCAGGGAAACUGCUGAAGGCAGAGUACAUCCUGAGCAGCCUGAUACGCAACAACGGAGCAACCGGCACCUGGCUGUACAGAAACGAAAGUGACAAAAUCCUGGUGCAGUCGGUCUGUAUACAGAUCAGAGGGCAAAUUCUGCAAAAGCUAGGCAUGUGGUAUGAAGCGGCAGAGUUGGUAUGGGCCUCGGUCGUAGGCUAUUUGACACUCCCUCAGCCAGAUAAAAAAGGCAUUUCCACAUCACUGGGUAUACUGGCAGACAUCUUUGUUUCCAUGAGCAAAACAGAUUAUGAAAAGUUUAAGAACAGCCCACAGGUUAACUUGGCCUUGCUCCAGGAGUUCGACCACCAUUUGUUGUCAGCAGCGGAAGCCUGCAAACUGGCAGCGGCCUUCAGUGCCUACACACCCCUGUUUGUGCUCACAGCUAUGACUAUCCGUGGCACGUGCUUGUUGUCAUACAGCUGUUCUACUGACUGCCCUCUGGGAAUGAGAAGUGUGUAUCUGUGUGAUGCCAAAGAGGCAUUUGCCAUCGGCCUCCUGACCAAGAAAGAUGGAGAGCUGGUCAGUGGGAAGCAGGAGCUACACAGCUUCAUCAAAGCCGCUUUCGGCCUCGCCACUGCACACUGCAGACUCCAUGGGGAGACAGAGGCAGUCCUUGCCGCAAGGCAGCUCUGCAGGGAGGCUGUGGGGAAGCUGUACACCUUUAGCACGUCCUCUACAAGCCAGGACAGAGAAGCCCUGGCUCAGGAAAUCAUGUCUCUUGUCAGCCAGGUGAAGAGACAUCUACAAGUUCAAAGCUUCCCAAAUCUAGAUGAUAGAUCUUACGUCCCAGAGAGUUUUAAAUGUGGCUUGGAUAAGCCUAUCUUGCAAGGGCACAUGGAUUUCCAACAAAUUCUUGAAACCUAUUCCCAACACCAUACUUCAGUGUGUGAGGUAUUUGAAAGCACUUGUGGGAACAGCAAGAGCCACCAGAGAAACACAAAACCAGAGGUCUGUAUCACUGCUCUGAAAACAGAAACAAACACCCUGGAUACUAUGGGCGCUAGUCUAGAAAAACUGUGUUCUCAAGAGAGCAGGAGUAUAGCUUCCUCCCAGAUGGCUGAGAAAGACCAGGAGAAGCUCGGAAGAGGAAGGAGGAGAAGCUGGACCCAUUCGGAGGCAUUUCGAGUCUCCCUGGAUCAAGAUGUGGGAGAGACUGAGACUGAGCCCCCAAGCUCCAGCAAUGGCAGAGCGGAUGUUCCCCAUACGUCUCUGAGUGACAGCCGUAGCGCCAGUUCUUGGAGCAAACUGUCAGGGCUCAGCUCUUCUACAAGCUGGGAGGAAGUGAGCUGUGGUGUUGCGGAUACAGGAAAGAAAGAAUCCAGCAAAGAGGAACGUCCUGUGGACACUCAGUGCUCCACAGCUGUAUCUGAGGAGCCCGAGAGUGACAGAAGAUGCAGAGCUACAUAUUGGCUGUUUUCAAAGCUGCAUGGUGUCUCUCUUCAGGCAACCGAAGAUCACAACCUAGAGUCUUCACAAAGCCAGCUGCACAAACACACGUCUCUUACGCCCAUCCUUCCUCUCAACACAACAGACACUUGCUUGGCCUCGGGUACAGCGCUGUCAGAAGCCCCUGAAGGAAACCAGGAUAUCAGGGAUGAAGGUCUUAGGAAUACUUCUCUUCAGUGCAGCCCUUCAUGUGGUUCUGUUUCCUCAUCCUUGUCUGGUUCUGGCAAGUGCACAGACAUGGCCACAUAUCCUUCAGUUCAAGAUGAAGAAACCUGUGAAAUACCUGGUCAUUUUCCAGAAACCAAGUGUGACGUCAAAGACCAGUGUAGAGGAAAGAAUAGGGGGAAACUCACUGAAAGAUUCAUAGGGCCUGCCUUUACAGAUGACGCUUCCUCAGUUGACCCAGAAGGGGAAACAGAAGAAAGCAAAGAUGAGCUGCCACACUCUCAGGUAGUACUGGGAUGUUUAGAAGACAACCAUUCAAUGCUGACAUGUAGAACUUUCUCUCCUCAUUGGUCUGUUCAAAAUGUCGACUCAGCAAAGACAGGCAGCUCAGUCAAAGACCAAGGUGUGGAUCCUGAUGCCUCUACAGAGAAUGAGGAGGGCCAACUACUUGACAGCACAGAGGUCCACUCCACUUGCCAACACGGCGCUCACAGACCAGGUGCUUUGAGGCCAGGUCAGAGAGAUGAGAGGCCAAAUUCCUCUGUCAGUGGCUACAGUCCCUUCUCAGUCCUUGAGGACGACUUGAGCACCACGGAGGAAAAAAAGGAAGUCGGAAGCCUGCUGAAGUGUAGCCAGAACUCCAGCUCAUCCUUACAGUGGUGGCGGGAAUCGCCUGCCUUUUCCAAAAGUUCUUUGGAGGGGGAAAGUUCAUGGUCUCCUCUGAACUCCAGUAGGAGUUCUUUUGUCUCAUUGCCAGGGCAGACCAGGCAAGAAAUCCUUGAAGCUCGCACCCUACAGCCUGAUGACCUUGAAAAACUUCUGGCAGGAGUGAAAAAUGAUUGGCUGCUUCAGAGACUGGAGAAUACAGGGGUUUUAAAGCCCAGUCAACUCCAACAAGCACAUAAUGCCCUUCUGCUAAAAUAUUCCAAAAAGUCUGAGUUGUGGACUGCCCAGGAAACUGUAGUGUAUUUGGGGGACUACCUGAAAGUGAAGAAGAAAGGCAAGCAGAGAAACGCAUUCUGGGUCCACUAUCUUCAUCAGGAGGAAACUCUGGGGAGGUACGUUGGGAAAGAAUACAAAGAGUGGAAGGGGCUCCGGCACCACUUCACCGACGUGGAGCGGCAGAUGACGGCUCAGCACUACGUGACGGAAUUUAACAAGAGACUCUAUGAGCACCAGAUCCCAACGCAGAUAUUCUACAUCCCAUCCACAGUGCUGCUGAUUUUGGAAGACAAGACUAUAAAGGGAUGCAUCAGUGUGGAACCUUACAUACUGGGAGAAUUCGUCAAGUUAUCAAAUAACACGAAAGUAGUCAAAACUGAGUACAAAGCUACAGAAUAUGGCUUGGCUUACGGCCAUUUUUCUUAUGAGUUUUCUAAGCACAGAGAUGUUGUGGUUGAUUUGCAAGGUUGGGUGACUGGCAAUGGAAAAGGCCUCAUCUAUCUUACAGACCCUCAAAUUCACUCAGUUGAUCAGAAAGACGUCACUACAAAUUUUGGGAAGCGGGGGAUAUUUUACUUCUUUAAUAACCAGCAUGCAAGCUGUAAUGAAAUAUGCCGUCGUCUUUCUCUGACCAGACCUUCACUAGAGAAACCAAGUAAUAUGUAGGCUGUAGGUUGGCAGCUGGACAGGCCUCCAGGAGCCCAGCAUCAGAUCUGCCUCCUUCAGGGCACACAGCAUGGCAUGUAUUGAUCCUUUCAGCCACUGGAUGAUUCCAGCCAUUGACUUACAAGAGGAAUUGAAAAAUAUCAAUUCCAGGCCUACACUUGCUUGUCAGGACAAAAUCCUGCAGACCUUGUUCCCUCUGACACAGGGACAUGCCAGGGGGCCGUGCUAGGUUUUACAGUUGUAUGUGAUAUCGGAGGUCCUGAGUUGUAUGGUGAAGACAACAUAAGAGAUAAAAAAACUCAGUUGAAAACUUCUGUCAUUUAAGCCAUUGUGAUUUGGGUUUUUUGUCUUGUUUUUAUUUUUUUGGUUUUUUUUGGUGGUUUGCGUUUUUGUUUUGUUUGUUUGUUUGGAGGUUUUUGGUCAUUGUCUGUUAUAACUGACAAUAUUGCUGUUUUCCUAACUUGAGAGUUCCUUGUAUAUUUAAAAAGCCCAGACUCUUCUGAAAAGAUUCCAAUUUCUGUUUUUCUUUUAACAUUUGACUUUUCAUAAAACUGUUAUCCACA